Molecule: messenger RNA, 1029 nt
Organism: Botrytis deweyae
Lineage: Eukaryota; Fungi; Ascomycota; Leotiomycetes; Helotiales; Sclerotiniaceae
Exons: 7
Coding region: 1-1029 (342 amino acids)
Source: RefSeq, a predicted model, not a curated record
AUGAACUAUGACUGGAUCCUCGAUGGAGGAUAUCUCCCAAAUGCUGUAAUCCGGCUCGGUAUUCGUCGCCAAUUGCGUGAGCGAAUUGAGUUAAUCAAGAGUACUUCAUUGGAAGAGGCCUACGAGCGUAAAAUGAACUAUGUAGAGCUUCUUCGAAGUCGUCCUAUUGCUAUUGAGACGGCUGCUGCCAAUGAACAGCAUUAUGAGGUUGGAACUGGUGUUCUUGCUGCUUGUUUGGGGCCGAGAAUGAAGUAUAGUUGUUGUCUGUAUCCUAAGGGAAGUGAAACAUUGGGUCAGGCGGAAGUGGAAAUGUUGGGAACUUAUGUGAAGAAGGCUGGAUUAAAAGAUGGGAUGAGCAUCUUGGAUCUUGGGUGUGGUUGGGGCUCAGGAGCAUUGUACUUUGCGGAAGUUCUCCCAAAUUCUAAGAUCACAGCGUUCUCGAACUCAAGAACCCAGAAGCUAUACAUUGACGAGAAAGCCAAGGAAAAAGGGCUCAAGAAUUUGACAGUCAUCACUGGUAAUGUCGUCGAUUAUGAGUUUGAAAAAGAGAGUUUCGAUCGAGUUGUAUCCAUUGAGCUCUUUGAGCAUAUGAAGAACUAUGAACUACUAAUGUCAAAAGUUGGAAGAGCCUUGAAGCCAGGGGGAAAACUAUUUGUUCAUAUUUUUGCUCACAAGACUACACCUUACGACUUUGAGGAGGGAUGGAUGAGCACACACUUUUUCUCUGGAGGUACCAUGCCCUCAGCGGAUUUGUUGUUGUUUUUCCAGAAGGACCUCAAACUCGAGAGGCAAUGGUGGGUGAAUGGCCAGCAUUACGCAAAGACUUGCGAAGAUUGGCUAUCGAAGAUGGUAGCUAGCAAGCAGGAGAUUUGGCCUCACCUAACAGAAACAUACGGCGAGAAGGAUACCGCAAUGUGGUACUACCGCUGGCAAAUCUUCUACCUGGCAUGCGCCGAAUUGUUUGCUUAUGAAGGCGGAGAUACAUGGGGUGUAUCCCACUAUUUGUUUGAGAAGCCCAGCUCUGCCUAA